UUAAAUUAAGUGGGAUCGAAAGUGCAAGGGUAUAUAGAAUUCAUGGGUUGGUGCCCUGCAAUUGCCUGAAAGGAGACACUAAACUUCAGCAUCCUCUCGAAUUCAUCGGUGCCGCUGCUGCUGCUGCUUUUAAACAUCCAAAAUUUCAAGCUUGAGUCAGGGUGACGACGAUGGGACUGGAAACAAACAUCGCAGCAAGCAUAACUAAUAUUCCCAUUGGUGAUCCCAAGACAUUCGUAUUUAUAUAUUGCUGUUGGAAGCUGGAUGACACUGGCCGAAGCUACCUGAUCAGUACUGGUACUGGUGAUGGUGUCUGUGUCAAUUGGAAAUUUCACUAGGUGCCUAGUAUUUUCAGAUAAUUUGUACGCACAGCCCUGUCAAAGUAGACAGAUUUCCCUUUCCUAGGCAUCUCAGGCAUACCAUCUUUGACUGAAAUUUGAACUUGUUCCAACUCCAGGUCAUGGAGGAAAGCAUGUUGCAGUAGUAACAAUUACUACUUGGGUAAAGAAAUUCAAUUACAUUGUAUUGGGGAGUAAUGCAAGGAUCAAAGGCCAAAGCAACAUCAAAGGAGUGGGAACAAAACCGUGGAAGUCGCACAAAUUGCUCGGUACUUGUAACUGAGUGAUGUUUUAGAUACCAAUUUGUUGUCUCUAAUACGCAAAAGCCUGUUACAACAUUCCCUUAAAUCAGAUGUAGGAAAACACUUAGAAACCCAUCAAACUAAAGAAGGGAUAAAGGAAUCUAUAGUUGUCACGCCAAAUUGCUGUUAAGGAUAGGAGCUCACCAGGUGUGCAACAACAGGUUGUUGCUUGGAGAAUUUCGGCAUUCCAUAAUCAUCUACCACAGACUGCCAUGCUUUGGAAACGCAUCUGAAUCUAGCAACAACUUUUGGUGACAGCUUGCGUAGAAUCUCAAUUAUCAGGUCAUUCGGCAUCUCAGCACCAUCGUUCUUCUCCAUCAUUGGCCCCCGCUUCUGCUUUUCCAAUGCCAACCAAUUAUAUGAGCCAGGAAAACCUAUUUCCUAUACAAUUCCCAGCCUGUCAAGGAUUGCUGAAGGGCGGUAAUUUGCCAUUUUUUUUUUCUUAAACCUCUUUCUAUAGAAUUUUAUGUACUUAAUAUUCAGCUCCUUUUAUCCAAAUGCCAUGGCCUCCUUAUAAACAAAAGAAAAAGGGGGAGGUUAGCUUCAUCUCAUCCGCCAAUCGCAUCUCAACAGCAAAGUUAACGACCUUGAGGAUGGCUUGCUCUCACUCUGCCCAAAACCCAGUGAUUGAGCAGCAGAGAGUGAUAAUUCCAAACAAGUAUGGAGAAAAAUUGGUGGGUUUGUUGCAUGAAACUGGGUCUAAAGAGAUUGUAAUCUUAUGUCAUGGUUUUAGAUCCAGCAAGGACUACAACACUAUGGUGAACCUUGCUGCUGCUUUAGAGAAAGAAGGAAUCAGUGUCUUUCGUUUCGACUUUGCAGGAAAUGGAGAAAGUGAAGGUUCAUUUCAGUAUGGUAACUAUUUCCGAGAAGCUGAUGAUUUACAUGCUGUAAUUCAACACUUUUCUAGGGAAAAUCGUGUGGUGAGUGCAAUUCUUGGGCAUAGUAAAGGAGGAAAUGUGGUGCUUCUCUAUGCUUCUAAGAAUCAAGAUAUCCGUAUUGUUAUCAAUGUUUCUGGUCGCUACAAUGUGAAGCGAGGCAUUGCAGAACGAUUGGGAGAAGAGUUUAUGGAAAUAAUUAAGAAGGAUGGAUACAUUGACGUUAAGAAUAUGACAGGAGGUGUGGAAUACCAAGUGACAGAGGAAAGUUUGAUGGAUCGCUUAAGAACAGAUAUGCAUGAAGCUUGCCUUAAGAUUGAUAAAGAAUGUGGGGUCUUGACAAUCCAUGGAUCUGCUGAUGAGAUAAUUCCCCUUGAAGAUGCAUUGGAGUUUGCCAAGAUUAUACCUAAUCACCAAUUACACAUCAUAGAAGAAGCCAAUCAUGGAUACACCUCGCAUCAAACUGAGUUGGCAUCAAUUGUUCUUAACUUUAUAAAGUCAGCCUUGGAGCAAGACAAAGUUAUUUCGAAAUAGGCAGUUUUAUGUGAACAAUGGAUAAGCUUUUCAUUUGAAAUUCUUCAACUUGAUGUUGGGCAUUUAAAUUUUUCUCCUCACAACAAACAAGAAACAGGUGACUGGUGGAAUAUUUCAGCAAUGCAUAAGCCCUGCAGCUGUUAUUGAUCUCAGUUUACCAGGGAAAUGUUACAAGAGCAUGCCUAGUUGGAUCUCGACCACUCCUACUAUUUGUGUUUUUGAGCACCCAUUUACAUGGGGUGCGAUAGUGAAGAAAGCCAGUUACCAGAACAUCAUAUUGCUUCAAACCAAUAAAGAAUACAGAAGAUUGGAGAAAAAUAAAUAAACAAACCUUUUGUUGGCUCAACGUAUUUACAGCAUAACUAAAAGAACCUACAAGCUACAAGCUUCUAAAAUUUGAUCAUACCCUAACACUUCGCUGCACAAAAGGGCAAUUACCAAAUAAUGUUAAUGCAAAUAACAAUUCUAUGAUCUCCAUUGCUAGAUGGCCUUUCCCUUGUUCAAUGCCUGGAAUGUAAAAGCAUGUCUUGUUAAAAUUUCUGGUGCGGCCAUGUAGAAUCAGAGGUGGAGUAACUACUAAACUUGUCUUUCUGGCAUAUCGUCCUUUUGCUGAUGACCAUCAUCAUCGCCAGUGUCGUAUGUUUCUAGAUAUUCCACUUCACAUUUGUCCCGGUUCAAAAAAAAAAAAAUGCAUUUGCUAUCACAAUCAGUGCAUGGGAAAUAUACCAUCCUAACAUAAGAGUAAGAAACCUACUUGACAGGUUUCGACAUCAGAAAAUUGAACUGAGACU
Molecule: messenger RNA, 2840 nt
Organism: Durio zibethinus
Lineage: Eukaryota; Viridiplantae; Streptophyta; Magnoliopsida; Malvales; Malvaceae
Cellular component (GO): cytosol
Source: RefSeq, a predicted model, not a curated record